GGCAGCUAUCCAUGAAAAAUAUCCCGUUAUGUCUAGAUGCCAUGGGAGAAAAACUUUUCCUCGAUUUGUAUGAAAUCAGAUCCGUCAGCGGAUAUUUAAUGAACUAAGCAAGGUUUUCCUCGGCCCCGGUGCGCACCGGUUCUUUCUCCAAAAUCGCCUCGGCGAGAAACAUGAGUUUGUCUGAAUGGAGGCUCUGACGCGUGCAGCUGCUCUGGCGGAGCGGAGCCGGCCAUGGCGCGUGCUCUCCUCUCUGUGCUUGAUAGCGCUGGUCUCCAUGGCGACGUCAGACCUUGCAGCUCCGGACUGGUCUUUGUUGGAUUCCAACACAACAAAGCAAUCUCUGAUGGAAGUGCCACACGAUGCAGCUUCACUCACCACCUUAUUAUACACUUCCUUCGAAGUCUUGGGACAGUCCAGUGACAUCCAGAGGACAGUCUCCAUUUUGCCUAACACUGAAUCACCCAAAGCCUCAGAGUAUUACUACAGUCACACCAUCGGCACCGUAUAUAGCCCGGCAUCCAUGCCACCUCCAAGCUAUGUCCCUAAUCCAGAACCUAUCUCCAGCCUUGCAGUACAUUCAGGCAUCCAGCUCUCACAGACGUCACCAAAUAUAUCUUCAACUGGGCUGGAUUCUUUUGCAGAACCACCAUUUCCACCACCUGAAUUACAAGCAGAAAGAAUUAGCAAUAGUGACACUAUGUCUGGAAACCAGGAAGAACUUUCUAACCAUUUAGUCCCGAGUCAUGACUUAAAUAUCCAAAAUGAUGUAACCUUAGAUGACCAUGAUCAUCAGUUAUAUCCAAGUCAUGCCAUUUUUGGAAAAUAUCAUGUGACAUCAUCUUUCACAGAACCAACUAUGGGUCCACCAGAGGUCUUCUUCCCAACUAGCACCAUGGAUAUGGACUAUGGUUCUGGUUCUGGUGAUUACCUGGAAACGAUGUCCUAUAUAGGAUCUGAGGGAGAUGACUAUUCUUUGGCCACUAGUUUUCCCUCUGACAUGUAUGACUUUGAGGACUCAAACUCUGAAUCCUAUGAUACAUCUUUUCCUACGAGGGUAAUGAUUCCUUUGUCCACAAGAUACCUCUCUCCUGGUCCCUCCUCAACUAUCCCUGAUAGACAUGUUACCACGAAUCCUAACAAACCCUUCGGUAUUACCCAAAAUUCAACCAGUACCCUCCAAGUAACCAGUAGCAAAAUGACAAUUUCUCAAAGUUUAAUGAUCACCAGAACCCCUACCUUGACCAGUAUUCCCAGUAGUCUGACUCAUAUAUCACUUUCCAGCUCUACUUACUUGGGUGUCCAAGCCAUCCAUCCUACAGCAGUGCAUUCCACUGCCUCCUUACAUCAGAGCAGCAUAGUCAGUGAAACUUCAGAGUCAUAUUUGAGCUGGCCUGAUGUUACCAUCGAGCCUAGUGAUGUUCUUCUGCCUGAUAUGAAUAGUCUGGAGUACUACAACAUUCAACUCACAAAGAAUAAUGAAAGCUUGACAGAACAACGGGGCAACCAGACCACUUCCAAAUAUUUUUCCCUCCCCCUGUCAGUAAGCACUACCAGCACCUACACUGUUCCUCCUAAUCACAUGUUAACAGUAAUGUAUGGAGAGGAUCUACAGCCCAUGGACAACAACUCCUGGCCUGAAGAAUCUUCUACAGACAUCUCAGGGUUUGAUUUGUCCAACACUACUAUCUUGGAUUUGUCAGGCAUAAGACCGAGUCUAAUGAAUGGAACGUUUCCAUUUUUGUACUCAUCAGCGUUAACUCCAUCCGUGGACUUUUCACCUUCCCUGUGGGAUCUGGCCUCAACUGCUGACUGGAUUAGCACAGAAUCUGUCUCUGCUGUAGCCAGCAGCACCUCCCCGUCAGUGUUUUUCCCACCCUCUGAUUCCGAGGAAUCAGAUGGCACGUUUCCGACUUCCACAAACAUCUACUGGUCUAUCAACUCGACUUUGCCAGAGACCUCACUCCCUACUUCUUCACUCGUCACUAAUGUGUUCACCCAGACACACAAUGCGUCUGCAGUGCCCACCGAGUCAACCCUCAACAGCACCUCUGCCCUUUCUGUGACCGAGAUGGCUGACCAAGGUUUCACAGGAGCAGGGGGCCCUUUCACUGAAGUUACAGACGAUGGAAUGACAACGAUCAGCAAGCCAGCAGUCUCUACCAUUUCAGUAUUAUAUAACCAAACAAAUGUGAGUACCGUGGGCCCAGCAACUGAGGUGUUUAAUGCUACAACUCUGCCUACAACCCCUUCAGUGACAACCCAGACUUCUACCCUUCAGACUACCACUGUCCGAGAGUACCUCUGCAACAUUACCAAACCUGAUACCUACUUAGUGCGAGUCGGUUUUCCACUUGGCUCCACAGCUGGUUACGCCAAAGCAAAAGUCAGAGAGAUCCUCAAAUCUGAAUUCAAUCGAUCAGUUGAACUGCAGGUGGUGAAAUCCCCUCCAGACUUUGUGUUUCGGGCUGUGUCUGGUCCUGUUGUCUACACAGCCAUAUCAGUUAUGAACGCUCUGAGACGGUUUACAUACACGUCAGACACCAUUCUCAGUGUUUCCCCAAUCAGUCCUGUACCAGGCCUACAGUACCACAUCCACUCUGUGCUUCAGUUUGUGCCAGUUCACAUAAACAUGCAUGUGUGCACAUUCAUCGAGCACGUUGAAAAAGGUCUGAUUUAUGCUUUCGCCGAAGUACGCCGUCGCUUAAAGGAGUCUACUGACUUUACUGUACACAUACUGAACAUCACCAUGAGCUCUGCGGCAGCAGCACAGACUCGGCUUCACGGCCCGGUGGACAUCACCUUUGUGGUACGUGAUGCUCGAGGGUACAUACUAGGGUCAGAGGUCAGCAGGCGCCUGAGGCGUCUCAAUGUGGUGGAGUUUAGCUACUACCUGGGAUACCCUGUUCAGCAGAUCGCAGAACCAUUUCACUACCCUGAGCUGAACACCACGCAGUUGCUGCGCUCUUCCUGGGUGAGGACAGUGUUGCUGGGCGUGAUGGAGCGUGAUGUGAGUGAUAGGAUUUUCCAGGCAAAGAUGGAGAGGAGACUAGCUCUGCUGCUUGGAGAGGGGCUCUCUGCAGGCCGACGCCUUAAAAGAGCCACCAGUGCGGGCAACAACAGUGUACAGAUUGUGCAGAUCACUCGUCUAGCAGAACUGGAUAAUCCUCUGGAGAUGAUCUACUUUGUGGAAGGAACUAACGGUGAAAGGCUGCCUGCCGUCACCACGGCAAACCUGCUCAACAGGCUGGACGUGCAGCACGCGGCCAUCUUGCUGGGAUACCGCAUCCAGGGAAUUCUGGCACAGCCUGUGGAGAAGCAAGCAUCAUUGCCGUCUGAGACAGAGAACACUAACACGUGGAUUAUAGUAGGAGUGGUGGUUCCUGUGCUGGUGGUGAUGAUCAUCAUCAGCAUACUGUACUGGAAACUGUGCCGCACGGACAAACUGGAGUUUCAGCCAGACACCAUGAGCACUGUCCAGCAGAGACAGAAGCUGCAGACUCCCAGUGUGAAGGGCUUCGACUUUGCCAAGCUUCACCUGGGCCAGCACAGUAAGGAUGACCUCAGGGUGAUCCAGGAACCUUUACCGGCACCAGCGCCAGCUAAAGAGCCAAGUGCCAACGAGAACACCGACGCCUCCACACCCAAAUCCAAAGGCUCCUCCACCAAGGCCUCCCGUAACAGCCAGCACAGGAGGGGACAGAUCUCUCCUUCCGAUGGCGAUUCAUUGGGAAGCGAGCCAUUCAGUGAGAGGGAGUCCCCGAAGGCGAACCCAAGACAAGCCGGACUGUCCAGUGAUCCCAAGCAACCUCGUCCUCCUCCACUGAAUGGUGCAGAUGAGCAGGUAUCAUCAGCCUCCAUUUUUGAGCAUGUGGACCGGAUAUCCCGCUCAGCUGAUGGCGCCAACAAGCGCUUCUCCAGCAAGAUCCAGCUGAUUGCCAUGCAGCCCAUGCCGGCUCUGCCCUUACCCUGCCCUGCAACCGACACCAAGGCUACCGACAAUGCCAAGAUGAACAAAGAGAUCCAGGUUGCUCUGAGGCAAAAGUCUGAGAUUGAGCACCAUCGCAAUAAGAUCCGUCUCCGAGCUAAGAGGAAGGGCCACUAUGACUUCCCCGCCAUGGACGAUCUCAUGGACAGCCUGGGGGAUGCCAAAGAGCAGGACCGCAUCUACCAGAAGGCUCAGAUGCAAAUCGAUAAGAUCCUAGACCCGGAUAGCCGCGUGCCCCCCCUCUACACAGAGCCCAAGAAAAGUGGCAGAGAAAAGCGUUCGCCCAAGCAGAGAAAGAAGCAGCAGAUGAAUGGAGAUCUGACAGACGCAGACAGAGACAGACUUAUCACUAACGACAGUGACGGCACGUACAAGAAGUACCCAGGAGUCAACAAUGUAGCAUAUGUGUCGGAUCCUGACCAGGGCCCUGAAGCUCAAAGUCCAUCCCCGACUGAUGAAGUCUUUCUGAGCUCAGUGUCGCCCCCAGCAGGCCACACCGCCCCUCCUCCACCCUACCUGCCCCCUCAGCCCUCUAUAGAGGAGGCCCGGCAGCAAAUGCACUCGCUGCUUGAUGAUGCUUUUGCCCUGGUAUCCCCCUCUUCACAGGCCACCAAUGCCGGCAUCACGCUGCCUGGGUUGGGGGUCAGGAGUGAACACACAGCUCUUUCCAGCCCUCCAUCACGUGGCCCACGACCCUGUGGGCCUUCGUAUCCUGUACUCAGCCCCUUCUCUGGGAGAUAUUCUGAUAUAGGCCUGUCACCUUCGACAGGACAAGGCUUAAUGCACAGGUCGGGUUUGGGAUGUGGUUACCCUCAAGCAGAAGGAGUUGGUGGAGAGCAGCUGCAGUCUGAGGGGCUCUACAACAGCAGAGGGGGCUAUAUCGAUGAACUGCCUUCUUCUGCCAGGCCUCGGCCAGUAGGGGGCACAACAGGUGCUCAGUUGCACCACAUGACACAGGUGGGCUUGUCAGGUCGUGUGAAUGAAAGCAGGCAGCCUGGUGCCUUAAACUGGGGGCCUUAUCAUGAAGAGGACUUCAGGCCUGUGAACAGAGACCCUGUUCUCAACUCUUUCGACUACCCCCUCGUGUCUGUGUUCCAGACCCCCAGGAGCGGAAUGAGAGAGCCGUCCGCCCCCCCUGCCCACCUGGACACAAUGGGCCUGGGUUUCUCUCCGUCUGCUCCUCCCGAGGAGUCCAUUCCCCCCAGCCAUUCCUCCGCCUCGCUCAUCAAAGCCAUCCGCGAGGAGCUGAUGCGCCUUUCCCAAAAGCAAGCAGCCCCUACAGGCUACCACAGCUGAGACCUGCUUCCUCCUAACAGCAAUACUGCACUGUACUUCCUAUGGAAGUGGUUUUUCAGUUGGAAGCCCAAAGAAGAAGUGUGCUUGAAAAAAGAGGAACUUUCUGACAUGACUACUUUACUGGCAGCCAAAGCUUUACCUGAUGUCAGUGCUAAGCAUUGUAUGUGAGUGAAAAGCCCAUCACUUACACCCUUUAAUAUUCACAUCCUGGCCCCUUUUUAGCACAGAUGGACAAACGCACUGUAUUGCGAUUGAUGAACAACACUGUCUUUGAUUCAGUACUGGACUUGUACCUUUUUUAGUCGUUUAAUUGUUUUUACACUGAAAGUCUUUACCUUACCUAUCUGAGGUGUCAUGGCAACCCAGAGUUUGUGGUAGCAAUUAACUGUUGUACUGACUUUGCGAUGACCGAGGAGACGACAGUCAAAACCUCACCACCACACAUUCCUUAAAGACCUUUGCUGUCAGAAGUGGUGUCUGUUUGUGGAGUACUGGUUUUAUUUUUUUUUUUCCUCUCUUUACCUUUGCAUUAUAAAGCAAAUAAUCUUUCGCGAAGCAUUCACUUGCGUGAACUUUCAUCACUGAAAAGCUGAAGGUUUGCUCUUUGUUAUUUUUUACUGUACCAGCAGCUGUUGCUUUACCGUGCACUAUUUUUCUAGAUUUAUAGUAGCAUUAGUAAUAGUUUUUUUUUCUUCUAAUAAUCCUCCUUCAUCCUGUUGUGGUGCUACUGUUUUUUUUUUUUUUCCGGUUUACUUUCCGGUCCUUAAACCACACAUUGCCUUCUGCUGUAAAAGAAAAGAAUUCUUUGUCCAUACAAAUCUCAGAAUAUAUGCAUGGACUUCUGAUCGUUUAAAUUGCAUAUAGGAGAGAGUUAGAUACAGUUUGCGUUAAUAUACCAGAUGCUUUUAUUUCACGUUUCUAUCAUGCAUGUUAAAGUCUAAUUUUUUUCCAUUUUCACUACAAUAAUUAUGCUAAUAUCCUGUCAAGUUUGCAAAACAUUACAGGUAUGAUGGUGACAAUUUGUCUCCAGUGUUUACCUGUAUGAUCUGUGUAAUCAUUCAGCGGCACAAAUACAUCAGUGGAUCAGAUUUGAAACUCUGAUCUGAGACCACCAUGAGGCCUGAUACCGAAGGCCUGGUCCCACAAUACCGAUAACUAUAAAUAAAUCGGUCCCCUGUAGUUUAUGUGGUCAGUGGUCACACCAGACCGAUAACGAUACCUAUAGCCCAGGCCUGGGUUUAUCCGUAUUGUUAUCACUGAGAUUGCUUCUGGAGCCAUUUUUCCAAGCCUGGACCUGAUCCGAUAAAACAUCUAUCUGACCAAUCGGGUAAUUGUUUACACGUGACAUUGUCUGAGCACGUGCUGUUUUUUCCCGGGCAUCUUUGACAUCUUUGUUGCAUCAUGAAGUCACGGAAUACGGAUUCACGGAGAAUAAAAAAAUAUAUAAUACAAAACAGGGCGGCACGGUGGUGUAGUGGUUAGCGCUGUCGCCUCACAGCA
Messenger RNA from Neoarius graeffei (lesser salmon catfish), 6781 nucleotides. RefSeq names its product protein FAM107B-like. The record is from RefSeq and is a predicted model, not a curated record. Lineage: Eukaryota; Metazoa; Chordata; Actinopteri; Siluriformes; Ariidae. The transcript is spliced from 21 exons. The coding region runs from base 185 to 5281 and encodes 1698 amino acids.